This is a messenger RNA of Wasmannia auropunctata (little fire ant), 706 nucleotides long. RefSeq lists its product as uncharacterized. NCBI's taxonomy places the organism in Eukaryota, Metazoa, Arthropoda, Insecta, Hymenoptera, Formicidae. The transcript has 3 exons. The annotation marks the transcript as partial. The record is from RefSeq and is a predicted model, not a curated record.
CGUAUGUUGCCGUACGGAUCUCUAUUGUCUCUAGUUUUCGUGAUUGAUGGUUAAGGUUAAUUGUUGCAUCAUUCAUCAUUUCGUAUUGUGCGGUGAUUAAUACUGUUACACAUCAUUUCACAUCGUACGAAAUAUAUUGUACUAUUUGUCGGCAAAAAUAUUGUUCCUUGAAUUUAUUUGGAGUUUGUCCUAUAUACACUUUCAAAAUAAAUCUUUGUGUAAAGAAAGCUCUAUUUUAAUUAAAUUAGAUGUAAACAUGGGCAGAAAAUACACUAAUAAAGCCCAUAAACAUUUUACUUAUAAUAAAACAGAAGAUACGUCACAUUGUACUAUUUGUAAAACAUCACUAAAGGGUAAUCACGGUACAAAUUUGAAAAAACAUUUAAUGCGUAAUCAUGAAUUCAAAGAAGAUUAUUUUACUGAAGUUACUUUAAUAAAUAAAUCAAAUAAGUGUAAGGAAGUCACUAAUAUAUUGCAAAAUCAGAGAAAAAUACAACAGCAAAUAAACGAGAUGAAUGCAAUAAAAUUAAAUAUAACGAGAAAAGACCUCGAAAAUAAUUGCAUAGAGUUGGUGACAGUAAAUGGAAGACCAUUCAGUAUUUUGGACGAUUCCGGAUUUCAAAAUAUUGUAAAUCCAAUUAAGUGUGCAAUAGAAGAAAAGAAUAAACAGAAAUUCUCUAUUUCGUCAGAAUCUAUACAAAAAAAA